Molecule: messenger RNA, 924 nt
Organism: Ictidomys tridecemlineatus (thirteen-lined ground squirrel)
Lineage: Eukaryota; Metazoa; Chordata; Mammalia; Rodentia; Sciuridae
Product: rhox homeobox family member 2
Biological process (GO): regulation of transcription by RNA polymerase II
Molecular function (GO): RNA polymerase II transcription regulatory region sequence-specific DNA binding; DNA-binding transcription factor activity, RNA polymerase II-specific
Source: RefSeq, a predicted model, not a curated record
CAGGAGUGCAGCCUCGAGGACGCCAGCUACCAAAGCCUGGGAAUAGGGGAGCUCACAGAGAAAGUUCAGGGUCAGUGCUUGGGCCGGGACUUACGCUUUGGCGAGAACUCUUAAAAAACCAAAAUCCGUCUGGGAGAGGCGAGUGAUGGGACGCUGUUGCGCUGCCACUACCUCCGUUUCACUGGUGGUGGCCCAGGGCUUGAACACCGUGAUCUCUCCCCGUCCCGCCCCCCGACUUCCCUCUUUUCCAGAUAAGAAGCUGGCCAAGAUCUCGGUGAUUGUAAAGGGUAGAGACGACCAUGGACAGAAGAUAAGGUCCGAAUCUGAGCAGGGAGCGACAACAGAAGUCUGCUAUACUGGUGCGGGAGCUCUCGGCCCCUGGAACCAGAAGGGCGGCGGUGACGAGAAGCCCAGGCUGCAGCAGUUGAAGGAGCCAGGCCACGAGGCCGCUGAGGGUUCACAGUCCGGAGACACCAACCAGAGCGACUUCUGCAACAAGUUCAGCCAAUUGCAACUGCAGGAACUGGAUCGCGUUUUCCAACGCACUCAAUACCCCGACGUGUUCGCACGAAAGGAACUUGCAAUACCCCUGAGUGUUACUGAAGGCAAAGCGGAGCCCAAUAAAUCUGAAAAGCCCAAUUUGCCAGAGAAGCCAUUCUAAAACCUGCAUCAAGACUUCAGAUACUUUUCUACUAGAUAUUCUCAAGCUGCUGCUAUUUUUGUUGCCUUUUCCGUGUUUGUGAAAUGAGUUUUGAAUGGGGGGGGGUUGGGGAAUGAGAAAUGAAAUAAGUAAACCUUAGCAUAUGGAAAUUUCUCGUUACCAAAAAGAACAUGACUUAUUAAUGGAAGAAAUAAAAAUGAUAAAGAACCAAACCGUUUAUUCCAUGUAUGAAUAAAAUAUAAAUAAAGUUCAACUUCUAACAA